Messenger RNA from Chenopodium quinoa (quinoa), 1425 nucleotides. RefSeq names its product F-box/kelch-repeat protein At3g06240-like. Gene Ontology annotation, molecular function: protein binding. The record is from RefSeq and is a predicted model, not a curated record. Bases 1 to 1227 code for a protein of 408 amino acids. Lineage: Eukaryota; Viridiplantae; Streptophyta; Magnoliopsida; Caryophyllales; Amaranthaceae. The transcript is spliced from 2 exons.
AUGGUACACCAUUUUACAAAAUUUCUGGAAAAAAAAAUCGAACAAGAAGAAGAAUUGAAGAUGUUUCCAGAAGAGAUCAUAGCAGAGAUAUUCUCAUGGCUACCUGCUAAAUCCAUUGGUCGAUUUCGAUGCGCGUCUAAGCCAUGGAAAUCUCUUCUAUCCCAACCCCAGUUCAUCAAAACCCAUUUAGAUCGAACCAAACAUCGCCCAAUUGUAGAAGAAUCACUCAUUCUUUUAUCCCCUGAAUCUGGUUCACUCUAUUCUACCCAGUUGAAUAAUGCCCACCACCUGCUCGACGAAAUUACCCUUUUUGCUAAAAAACUCACUUUUGAUGAUCAUCGUUUUACUUUCUUCUAUCAUCGAUUGGUUUCUUGUGAUGGGUUGAUCUUAGUUUCUAAUGAUGACAAAAAAUUGCUGCUAAUUAAUCCAACUACAAGAGAGAUUAAGGAAAUGCCGAGUUUGAGCUUGCCUUUUGAUCUUAAACCUCUUUCUUUUGGACUUGGUUAUGAUUCAGUUAAUGAUGAUUAUAAGGUAGUUUUGAUUUCUUGUAUUGAAAAAACCUUUGAUGCUCAGAUGUUUGUUCAUGUUUAUUCUGUUAGAAAUGGUACUUGGAAGAGAGUUGAUGAUUCACCGUUCAAACAUUUCCCAUUCGAGGACACCUCUGCUGUUUUUGUUGAUGGGUUUAUCCAUUGGGUUGCUAUGAGCUCUGAUCGCUCAUUCGUUAUUGCAGCAUUUGAUUUGGUGGAUGAGAAGUUUUACGAAGUACCGCUUUCGAGUUUGGCUGAUACUGACAAGGUUGACAGUGAGGAGUCUGAAUCAGAUUAUUCUGAAGUUUCUGAUUCUGAUAACACUGAUGAAGAGUUUAUGUUUGAUGACCUUGUCGUACUUGGAGGGUGUCUUUGUGCUUUUCCUUUAUGUAUUUCUGAUACAUGUCAUAACUUAUUUGUUGCAAUGAUGAAAGAAUAUGGUGCCGAGGAAUCAUGGACUAAAAUCCCAAUCAAGUACUCUGAUUCCGAGAUUAGGCCUUUGUGUUUGUUGGGGAAGGAACAAAUGGUGAUGAUGAUUUGUAGGAGAAUUAAUGAGGUAUUGGUGGUGUACAAUAUGAAAGAAGCGACUUUAAAGGAUAUAGUAGUUCAUGGCUUUCCCGGUAAGAUUGGUGUUGGAGGGAGCUACUUUGAGAGCCUUGUCUCGCCUCAUUGCAGUAAUGAAGCUGUGACUACUCUGUGAGAGAAGGUUAGGCUGUUCUUACUACGGAGCACGUACAUGGCAGUUAAGUAGUAUGUACCUCUUGUUUAAGUUAUAUUACAGUGUAUUUCCUUCAUGAUUGUGGAAUUUCUUGUUGCCAUGUUUCUAUGUUAUAUGUAUGACAGUAAUUUCAUUGCUUAUGAGAACCUUGCCUGAAUAAAAUGAAAUCUGGAUUCAUAA